AGUGGUAAAGUUGUUUCGAUUUCUCUCGAUGUCGUCAGCAGGGAGACCGGACGCAGAGUAAAAACUGCGCUGGCCCAAUUGAAGAUUUCCCGCCUGGACGGGGCCGCCAUGCUUCACUUGCUUGCGGCGUGCGAGGAAGGUAUGUUUGAAGCACAGUUGUCCCCGACGAAAUUGAAAAGAGCAAAGACCAAAAAAGACUUGAGUAACGAAGAAUGGGAAAUCCUCUCGCUGUUCAUGUUUGAUGCGAAUCUCGUAGCAGAAACCAGUGCUCCGGACGGCUUCGAAAACGUCAUUUUCGCCGGGCGUCUCACUUCACUGGAGGAGUACGACCCAGACACAGGCGAGUUGAUUGGCGAGGAAUUAUCGGAGACACCCCCAGAAUUCGAGCUUUUCGUGAGAACUGGCGACAGGCUUCCCGUGGAGUAUGGGGCCAUGUUCCUACAACACGUGGAUAUGGACGAAGUGGCACAUACAGACCGCGAAAAAAUGGAUUUGCUCACGUGGAUUCUGGAGCAGUCGGUGCAGAAUCUAGAAUUGCAGGCUGAGCUCUCCAAAACAAGGCGGCGCCUCGAGGAAAUCGAGGCCGUUUUGGUGCAGAAGGAGAGAACUAUAGAAGAGAUGGAGAGCGAUUACAAGACCAUCUUGCGCGACAUGGAGGACCGGUUUUUCCAGGUCUUGCAGAGCAAAAAGCGCAAGAUCGCCGAGCUUGAGGGUGACAAGGUGGAGGACUUUGGCACUUUGAACCAAAGCUACAAAGAACGGCAAAAGUCCAACUUGAAGAUCCUUCAUUUGGAGGAUAUCAUUGUGGGAGAAGAGCAUAAGAAAUACGGCGAGCGCAGCCCGAAGCGCGACAGAAAGACGCGGCCUAUGAAAAGGGCGCCA
Messenger RNA from Metschnikowia bicuspidata var. bicuspidata NRRL YB-4993, 882 nucleotides. RefSeq lists its product as uncharacterized. Lineage: Eukaryota; Fungi; Ascomycota; Pichiomycetes; Serinales; Metschnikowiaceae. The annotation marks the transcript as partial. The transcript has a single exon. The record is from RefSeq and is a predicted model, not a curated record.